This is a messenger RNA of Eutrema salsugineum, 1911 nucleotides long. RefSeq names its product mRNA-capping enzyme. The record is from RefSeq and is a predicted model, not a curated record. Gene Ontology annotation, molecular function: ATP binding; protein tyrosine/serine/threonine phosphatase activity; mRNA guanylyltransferase activity. Lineage: Eukaryota; Viridiplantae; Streptophyta; Magnoliopsida; Brassicales; Brassicaceae. Gene Ontology annotation, biological process: protein dephosphorylation; 7-methylguanosine mRNA capping.
AUGAAGAUUCCUAAGUUUUGUGACUCAAGAAAAAUAAUCGCUACGAUGUACUCGGAAGAAGCAGGAGCGAGUUGUUCUUCUUCUUCUCGUAAGAGACAUCUCGAAGACAGAAUAGGAACCUCAGAAGAAAAAAGGAAAAGAAUGAGAGAUUAUUAUCCUCGUGAUCAGAACACAACAAUCAUCCCUCAUGGUUGGCUACAUUGUCCUCGUUUUGGUCACGAAAUCGGAUGCAUCGUUCCUUCAAAAGUUCCUCUCAGUGUCUACAACAAUAGUGUUCCUCUUGAAAAAAGAUACACUUUCAAACAGUGGGUUACUAAUACAGAUAAGAAGCCAAUUGGUAUGGUGAUUGAUCUCACCAACACGGCUCGUUACUAUGAUCCUAGCACAGAGUUAAGACAGGAAGGCAUCCACUAUGUUAAGAUUCGUUGCACUGGUCGUGAUUCCGUGCCAGACUAUCUCUCUGUGAACACAUUUGUCAACGAAGUUAAUCAGUUCGAGAAACACAACUUGUCAAACAAGUAUGUUCUCGUUCAUUGUACGCACGGCCAUAACCGCACAGGGUUCAUCAUUGUGCAUUACCUCAUGCGCACGAGGCCGAUGAUGAGCGUCACACAGGCUCUUAAAACGUUUUCUGAUGCCCGCCCGCCCGGUAUCUACAAACCGGAUUACAUCGAUGCUCUGUACAGUUUUUAUCACGAAGUCAAGCCUUUGAGUGCCGUUUGUCCAACCACUCCUGAAUGGAAGAGGUCUGAAAACGAGUUUUCACCACUUGCAACGCAAGAAAACGAUCAGCAUGAGGAGAAUGUUAAGAAGAAUAUGACAAAUGACGACGUUUUGGGGGAUGAAAUACCAUGGGAGGAGGACGUUUGUUACCGAAAAGUUUGCUAUGAGUUGAUGAAUAUCAAGGGAGAAAGAGAUAUGAAGUUUCCGGGCUUGCACCCUGUGUCCUUAGACAAGGAAAGAUUACAACUUUUGAGGCAGAGAUACUAUUACGCGACAUGGAAGGCAGAUGGAACUCGGUACAUGAUGCUCUUGACUAGAAAAGGGUGUUAUCUGAUAGAUAGGAAGUUCAGAUUUAGAAAGGUGAAAAUGCGGUUUCCUUGUAGAAGUGAUCAUGAUAAAGUGCAUCAUUACACAUUGCUUGAUGGAGAGAUGGUUGUAGAUAACUUUGUGGAUGGAAAAAGGCAGGAAAGGAAUUACCUUGUCUAUGAUUUGGUGGCAAUCAACGGGGAAUCAGUGACAGAGUGGCCUUUCAGUGAAAGAUGGGAACUUAUCGAUAGAGAAGUGAUCAAGCCACGUAGUGAUGAGAAGAAGGUGACAAAUCAUCGGUACAUAUACGAGCAGGAGCCUUUUGGGAUACGGAGAAAGGCGUUUUGUCUACUCUCUGCUGUGGAGGAGAAGCUUUUCAACAAGUUGAUUCCUUCGCUUCCUCAUGAAUCUGAUGGACUGAUCUUUCAAGGGUAUGACGAUACUUAUGUUUACAGAGAAAACAGAGGUUUACUCAAGUGGAAGUUUGUGGAUACUGUUGACUUUCUGUUUGAGAUGGGCAGAGAUGGGAGUCAAAUGCUCUUCUUGUAUGAACAUGGGAGGAAGAAGCUUAUGGAAGGCUACUCGGUUGAGUUUAGAGGUGAUGGUUGGGACCACCCGGCUAGUUACUCCGGGAAGCUUUUAGAGUGUUCAUGGGAUAAGGAGAAGGAUGUAUGGGUUACUAUGCGGGUCAGGGUUGAUAAAUCUGAACCAAAUGGUGUAAGAACUGCUCUUAGCGUGAUAAAAAGCAUAAAUGAUGGUAUCACCAAGGAAGUUUUUGUGCAGGAGAUCAGAGAGAUUAUUCGUCUUCCAAUGUACGUUGAGCGCAUUCGAAUGGACACUCAGGCCUACGAACGCCGCAAGCAUGGAAACUGCAGAGCCUGA